AUGGCAGCCUCCUCGUCCUCAAACCCCAACCGGUUCUCCUUCCGCAACCCGUUCCAAUUCUUGAUUUCCUCUUCCUCUUCUUCGACAGACAACGACAGCGCCAACAAGAAGGAAAGCAGCAGCAACAGCCGACCAACCAGCAGAAGACUAAGCAGACCCAGCUCCCCUAUUUCCUCAAGCUUCUGGUCAUCCCUCUACCGAAAAACAUCCUCUACCUCAACCAACACCGCAAUGUCCACCACCACCACCCCCUCCGCCGUGUCGGACACCACCACCGCCGCCACCACCACCACCACCACCCCACCAACCCUCUCCUCCUCCCCCGCCACCUCAACAGACAGCUACUUUCCCCCCGUCACCACUCCUCCCACCCCCACCGACAACAACAACAACAACAACAACAAUAACAACAACAACCUCAAGCCUGCUGCUACCCUCACCCAAUGCCACAAUUGCGGCUCAACCACCUCCCUCGCCAUUCCUACCGCCACUCCCCCCGCUGCACCAAAGAGGACAGCCACAACCCCCAUAAUUCACGUCCAACCCCCCGUCCCGGGCCGCAAGCAAAUCAGAGUCGACCCCCUCUCUACCCAAUUCCCCAAGCCGGCCGCCGAGUUGAGCGUGGAGGAGCUCCUGGCCAGGAAGCCAGGCCGGUGGACGCUGACGCAGUGGGUGGAGAAGCAAAAGCUGGUUGAUCAGCAAGAGGAGGAGAGGGAGAGGAGAAAGGUGCAGGAGGAUGCUGAGAAGAGGAGGAGGGAGAUGGAGGAGGUGAAGAGGGAGUUGAGGGCUUUGGCUAGUGGGUUGUGA
Messenger RNA from Podospora pseudocomata, 807 nucleotides. RefSeq lists its product as uncharacterized. Bases 1 to 807 code for a protein of 268 amino acids. The transcript has a single exon. Lineage: Eukaryota; Fungi; Ascomycota; Sordariomycetes; Sordariales; Podosporaceae. The record is from RefSeq and is a predicted model, not a curated record.